Messenger RNA from Rhagoletis pomonella (apple maggot), 549 nucleotides. RefSeq lists its product as uncharacterized. Lineage: Eukaryota; Metazoa; Arthropoda; Insecta; Diptera; Tephritidae. The record is from RefSeq and is a predicted model, not a curated record.
UGGAUUCUGUUUAACAAUAAGCUUCAACAGCAGUUCAGUCGUUUUUAUGCAAUGUCUUCGAUUGAAAACAUUUUUAAAAGCAAUGAGUGUUUAUAUAAUCAAAGCUCCGAGGGAUAUAGGCACACUCAAGCAAAACAAAGAUUGUGGAAUGAAAUAGGAGACGCUCUGCAGAAAACGGGCUUGGUUUGCAGUAAGAGAUGGACGUAUGUUCACGAUUACUACAUAAGAAGAAGAGGUAAACCAGGUACUGUUCAUCGAGUAAAGCAGCUAAAAGACGUACUAUCAGUAAAAUUGGAGACCCGGGUGCCGAUAGGAGUGUGGUGGAAUACCUGUGUGAAGGAGAGCCUGGUUCAACUGAUUUGCAAUUUGAAGACUACAAUACCUAUGUCAGUACAAAAAAUGAGAAUUGAAAUUGAACGAUCUCCUUUCCCCAAGAGCAAAUCCCAGUCGGUAAGGUCUAAGAACUCUGAAGAGCGUUUAAAACUUCUCCGAGAAAUUGCGAAAAAAAAAACAAUAAUUCAAUGCCAAAAAUUAUUAAAAAGGUGCCAC